CGUGGCUCAUCCUUCAGCAGCGUAUCUUCGGACAAAAGCUCAAACUCAUCGGACUUUGACCGAUAUUCCUACGCGUCUUCGUCAGGACAGACCACUCCUGAAGAUGACGAGGAUAAGGUAUUCAAACUUGACGUGCGGCAUACUUCUGCCAGUGAGAGCGAGGCGAAGCUGCGUCCGGUCUUGCGAGGCAGUCUUGAUAUGAAGAAGGCCGCAACUGCACUCAAUUCCCGUCAGCGCACGUUGUCUACCGUUGUGAAAACCAUGAGCAGGGCUUUUACGGUCUUUAAGAAAAGGAAGUCAGAGGAGGAGGAGCCGGUCUUCAUCGCCAGUCCAUUGCGAGAAAGGUUUGGAAGGAGGAUUUCGGUCAAAAUGAGACCAGAAGAGUUCUACAGCCUUCCAAACCGAUAUUUCUCCGUGCAUGAUCUGCCUCUGCAAAAGGCCAAGACUGUUGGACACAAGGCGGAAAGAAGGAUAGCAUCUAUCUCGGGGCCGCCGUCCUCGAAUAUCAAUAAGCCAUCCCGUAGACUGCGCAGCCCUAUUUUCAGUCUUCCUGGAUUCGUCGAGGAACUACAGGCCGCUACGCCUUCGUCGCCAACUGUGGCUACGCAAGUCCCUCUUGCCGACUCUUCCCCUGGAGAGCGUGAAUCCUCCCAACGUAUUCUCAUCGGUAUUCUCCGCGUGGCACUGUUUGUUCCCUGGUGCGCAGCAGUAGGCGGGGCGCUUCUUCUGUUCCCUCAGAAGCUCGAGGUUGUGGUGUUCCGCCCAGGCUAUCUCGAGUCCUUACAAGGUAUUCGCCGUUUUGCGCACUGGGCCGAGUGCGCAUUCCACCAUGUCAUGAUCUUCCUGGCGCUCGUCGUCGCGCUCGCGUGGUUCAUGUAUGUUUGGACCGGCUUUCGGGUGGACUCGAACAUGCCUUUGGGUUGUGAUGAUCGCCAGAGCUUGUACUUGUUGGCGAAGGGCACGGCGUUUGCGGAGCAGACGGUUCUUAUUGGAGGUUGUGGAGGAGAGCCGAGGAGUGCGCGGUUGAUCGAGGAUUGAAGUACUGAUGUCAGAGUGCUUAUC
This is a messenger RNA of Suillus clintonianus, 1062 nucleotides long. RefSeq lists its product as uncharacterized. The transcript has 5 exons. The annotation marks the transcript as partial. NCBI's taxonomy places the organism in Eukaryota, Fungi, Basidiomycota, Agaricomycetes, Boletales, Suillaceae. The record is from RefSeq and is a predicted model, not a curated record.